Molecule: messenger RNA, 213 nt
Organism: Galeopterus variegatus (Sunda flying lemur)
Lineage: Eukaryota; Metazoa; Chordata; Mammalia; Dermoptera; Cynocephalidae
Product: bolA-like protein 2
Exons: 3
Coding region: 1-213 (70 amino acids)
Source: RefSeq, a predicted model, not a curated record
AUGACCGAGCCUGCUGGGAUUCAGUCCCCGCUGAGCUGCAGUCCCUGCUGGACUGCUGCAAUGGAACUCAGCAUUGACUACCUCCGGGAGAAGCUGCAGCAGGACCUGGAGGUGGAGAACAACGCAUGCCUAGCGGAAGAGGUCCUGUGCAUCCAUGCCUUCAAGCAGAAAAGCCCAACCCCGGAGCACUGGGCCUGUGAGCGGCAGAAAUGA